AGCAGAAGAAAUGCCUGUGGGCCACCAUCAGCAUUGUGACAAGUGUUACAAUGUCCACUGUCAAGUCCCAGUGCAGAUUUCUGUCUCAUGCAUGAUCAUAAAGUGUCAUAAAAACUGUGGCGCCAUCCUCCAUGUCUGCAAGCAAGAGGAGCACCAGCUUCUUUGCCCAAAUGAGACGACUCCUUGUCUCAAUGUCAACUAUGGCUGUCCUCUUAUCAUGCCGCGCCAUAGGCUGGCCAAACACCUGGAAGUCUGUCCUGCCAGCGUGGUCUGCUGCUCUCAGGAGUGGAACCGCUGGCCUAUUUCAGAAAAUGAUCUGAUCUUCUACAAAAAUAUUUCAGAAAACCCUCAAACUAAAAUAAACCUUGAUGUUGCUUUGGCACUCAGGGACCAAGAGCUUCUGUUUCAAUCCAUCAAAAUGAAGAACAUUUACCCUGAGUUGAUGGUGGAGGAUCCUGCCCUCCAGGAUAUGUCUACAGGUGUCAGCAGUCCUGCAGAGGAGGCAACCUGUUCUUUAGAUUGUGGUGAACUGACAGAAAAUGGCUGCACAAGGAUGAAGGAGAAAGAAGCAAGUCAAGAGGAGAGGGAUGCUUUGGCAAAGAGCAGGGACGGGGACAGUAUUCAAAACUAUAGGUCCUGGGAGAAAAUAUUCAAGAAGGAGAUGGAGGGAUGCAAGCAAACUGUCAAAAACCUGAAUAAGGAGAAAAAAGGAAAGGAAAAGGAAGAGCAAGAAUCAUCAAACUGUCAGCGGGAAACACACUUGAGCCGAGACAAUUCUGCUGCUGCUGCUGCUGCUGCUGCUGCUCCAAGCAUGGAUGGUGCAACUGGCUUUGCCCCAUGGCAAGACGGGGUCCUUGAGAGGUUAGGCAAGGAAUUCAACAUUGCUGAAUAUAACAUGUAUCUGGUGCACAAUGGGGCGAUGUUGAUUAACUUUGGCCAACUUCCUGCUUGCACCCCAAGAGAAAAGGAUUUUGUUUAUGGCAAUCUGGAGCCCAUAGAGGUUAAAACUAUCCGCUCGUUUAAUGUUCCUACCAGCUAUCGAGCUAGGCGCAGUCACCUGAAGGACCCCGCACACAAAGCAAAGACCACACACCAGAGUGUUGACACUGCAGAUUUGGGCAUGUCAGUUGAGGAUCUUCCGAAGGGUGAUGAGGUUAGAGCCACACUCCUGUGCUCCCUGGAAAAGGAACUAAAAGGACAUUUAAUCUCAGAGAGCGGGUCGACAGAUGGUCUUUAUGUAGAUAUUGGAACGCAAACAUACGACUUUGCCUCUGCUCCGUUCAAAACAGAUGCAUCGCUUGCUGACGUCAUGGCAGACAAACCUGAUGGGCUUUAUGUACAUGUCGAAGCAGAAUCUGUCACCAGAAGACAUAACAAAUCAAGUUCAGCCUUUAGCUACAUGUGCGGCCACUUAUUUCGGCGUGAUGAAUACCGCUCUCAUUUCAGGAAUGUACACUCUGACAUACAGGCCUCUCUGAGCGGCUGGUUCCAACAACGCUGCCCCUUAGCUUACCUCGGCUGCACUUUCAGCCAGACGAGGUUUCAGCCUGCAGGUCACCAAGCUACUAUUAAAUUCUGCCAAGAUGUCAGCGCCGUUGUCCUCCAGCCAGAAGUCUCUUCCCUCUGUGAAGGCGAGAAAACCUUCAGCCCUCACAGAAAUGGUGCACAUAAUCUGGAUCCCCUGAGCAGCCUGCCCCUGGAGAUCCUUCAGCACAUUGCUGCUUACCUUGACAGUUUUACAUUAUCUCAGCUGUCCCAGGUCUCCCAUCUGAUGAGAGAUGUGUGUGCUACAUUGUUGCAGGAGAGAGGGAUGGUGUCCCUCAAGUGGGUCAAAAAGACAUAUUCCCACGGGGGAAGCUCCUGGAAAUGUCGAAAGAAAGUUUGGGAGUUCAGCUCUCUGUUUUCGUCUGUGGACAGAUGGAGAUUCAGCAAUACUCCUUCCAUGUCAGAUCACCUGAAAACCUGUUCCUUCUACCAGAGAGAUGAGAAGACGGAGCCGGUGGCUUUAGUCUGCCUGGGAGAGGUCAGAGACAAGUAUGCAGUAGUAAAGCAUUAAACAUAAUGCACAUGGUCCCAUAGCUCAGUGGGCGGACCACAACCUGAGUGAUGCCAUGUUUAGACUCUCUCUGUAAGCACCCAAAAAACUGUAAAUUCGAUAAACCCUCCACAUAAAUACCUACUGUACAGAAACUGAAGCGAAACUGUGUGCUGAAGCCCCGCGGACAAAUAUUGUACAGUAUAUGUGGAGAAUUCACUUUAGCAUAAACUGCAAUUUCUUAAGAUUUUGAUGUGAUUU
Messenger RNA from Micropterus salmoides (largemouth bass), 2296 nucleotides. Its product is annotated as F-box only protein 40. The transcript has 2 exons. Gene Ontology annotation, cellular component: cytoplasm. NCBI's taxonomy places the organism in Eukaryota, Metazoa, Chordata, Actinopteri, Centrarchiformes, Centrarchidae. Gene Ontology annotation, molecular function: protein binding; zinc ion binding; ubiquitin protein ligase activity. The record is from RefSeq and is a predicted model, not a curated record. The coding region runs from base 11 to 2056 and encodes 681 amino acids.